Botrytis sinoallii is the source of this 1020-nucleotide messenger RNA. RefSeq lists its product as uncharacterized. NCBI's taxonomy places the organism in Eukaryota, Fungi, Ascomycota, Leotiomycetes, Helotiales, Sclerotiniaceae. The record is from RefSeq and is a predicted model, not a curated record. Bases 1 to 1020 code for a protein of 339 amino acids. The transcript has a single exon.
AUGAAGUACACAACUGCUAUCCUUUCUGGUCUCUUGGCCGCUACCGUUGUAGCUCAACCACACGCCCGUCAUCAACAUGCCGCCAGACACGAAAAGCGAGAUAUUAAAUGGGUUACAGAACUCGAGAUGGUCACCGAGACAAUCGACUAUACCACCACCGUCUGGGUUUCUUCUGGUGAAAUAGCUGCUGCAACCAGCAGCGCGGCUCCAUCUGUUACUCCUACAACUUUGGCAACCAAGCCAAAGUCAUCCGCCGCUUCUUCCACUUAUAUUCCAAAGUCUACUGCCGCAGCCAGUAGCUCUGAAGGAGCUGUUCUCAACCAACAACCAAGUUCCUCAUAUGUCGCACCAUAUGUUGCACCAUCUUCUUCCUCUGUCGUUUCCGUCGCUGCUCCAUCCACCACCUCCGAAGUUGUAGUCCCAACUACUUCUUCUACCUCUAUCGCACCAGUUCCAACCAGCUCCAGUGUCGCGCCGGUCGUGGUCCCAACUACCUCUAGCGUCGCGCCAGUUGUCGUCCCAUCCUCAACCAGCGUCGCACCAGUCGUAUCUUCAGUCUCAAGCGUUGUUGCGCCAGUCGUCUCCUCAGUCUCAAGCAUUGUUGCUCCAGUUUAUGUUGCAUCCCCAACCAGCGCGGCUACCCCAGCAUCAAGCUCUCCUGCAUCAGGUUCUUCCUCUGGAUCUAGCUCUGGAGUCUGCCCCCCCGGAUCUCCUUGCUCUGGAGAUAUCACUUUCUACGAAGCCGGUCUCGGAGCUUGCGGAAUCACUACUGAUGGAUCCAGCUUUGCAGGUGUUGCUCUUCCAGUUGGACUCAUGGGUUCCCUUUCAAACAGCAACCCAUACUGUGGAAAGACAAUCACUAUCAAGUGUACCUCUACUGGUAAGACUACCCAAGCAACCGUCAUCGACAAGUGCAUGGGAUGUGAGGGUAACUCCAUCGAUCUCACCAACUUCGCCUUUGAUCAACUUGCUGAAGAAGCUGUCGGCCGUACUCAAGCCACUUGGUACUUCAACGAAUAA